Messenger RNA from Oryctolagus cuniculus (rabbit), 3652 nucleotides. NCBI's taxonomy places the organism in Eukaryota, Metazoa, Chordata, Mammalia, Lagomorpha, Leporidae. The record is from RefSeq and is a predicted model, not a curated record.
GGUGCAUAGCCCUCAGUGUGAAGACAUUAAACAGUGGUGCAGAAGGCGACUACCUAUUUUGGAAUGGGCACCACGCUACAAUCUGAAGGAAAACCUGCUCCCAGAUACCGUAUCUGGGAUAAUGUUGGCAGUUCAACAGGUGACGCAAGGGUUGGCCUUUGCUAUUCUCUCAUCUGUGCACCCAGUGUUUGGUUUAUAUGGGUCUCUAUUUCCUGCCGUCAUUUAUGCCAUAUUUGGAAUGGGACAACACGUUGCCACAGGUGGCCAUGUUUGUGCUGCAACUGGGAAGUGCCACAUUUCUGCUUACAGAACCUGUGAUCAGCGCAAUGACAACUGGGGCUGCCACUCAUGUAGUGACUUCACAAGUCAAGUAUCUCUUGGGAAUGAAAAUACCAUAUAUAUCUGGACCACUUGGAUUCUUUUAUAUUUAUGCAUAUGUCUUUGAAAACAUCAAAUCUGUUCGACUGGAAGCACUGCUCUUAUCCUUGCUGAGCAUUGUAGUCCUUGUUCUUGUUAAAGAGCUGAAUGAACAGUUUAAAAGGAAAAUUAAAGUUGUUCUUCCUGUCGAUUUAGUUUUGAUUAUUGCUGCAUCAUUUGCCUGUUAUUGUACCAAUAUGGAAAACACAUAUGGAUUGGAAGUAGUUGGUCACAUUCCAAGAGGAAUUCCUCCACCUAGAGCACCACCGAUGAACAUUCUGUCAGCAGUCAUCACUGAAGCCUUUGGAGUGGCACUUGUAGGCUACGCGGCCUCACUGGCUCUUGCUCAGGGAUCUGCCAAAAAAUUCAAAUAUUCAGUUGAUGACAACCAGGAGUUUUUGGCCCAUGGACUCAGCAAUGUGAUUUCUUCAUUUCUCUUCUGCAUCCCAAGUGCUGCUGCUAUGGGAAGGACCGCUGUCCUGUACAGCACAGGGGCGAAGACACAGGUGGCUUGUCUAAUAUCUUGCAUUUUCGUCCUUAUAGUCAUCUAUGCAAUAGGACCUCUGCUUUAUUGGCUGCCCAUGUGUGUUCUUGCAAGUAUUAUUGUUGUGGGACUGAAAGGAAUGCUAAUACAGUUCCGGGAUUUAAAAAAGUAUUGGAAUGUGGAUAAAAUUGAUUGGGGUAUCUGGGUUAGUACAUAUGUGUUUACAAUCUGCUUUGCUGCCAACGUGGGACUGUUGUUUGGUGUUGUCUGUACCAUAGCUAUAGUGAUAGGACGCUUCCCAAGGUCAAUGACUCUAAGCAUAAAAAACAUGAAAGAAAUGGAAUUUAAAGUGAAGACAGAAAUAGAUGAAGAAAUGCUGCGGCAGGUGAAAAUCAUCUCAGUAAACAACCCACUUGUUUUCCUUAAUGCCAAGAAAUUUCGUACUGAUGUAAUGAACAUCAUCCAAAAGGAAAAUGUCAAUAGCCAGGCACUUGAUGAUAUCAGCAAGUGUGAACAAAAUACGUUGCUCAAUUCUCUCUCCAAUGGCAACUGCAAUGAAGAAGCUUCGCAGCGCUGCACUAGUGAGAAGUAUUCAUUAAUCCUGGAUUGCAGUGGAUUGACCUUUUUUGACUCUUCUUCAGUCUCCAUGCUGGUUGAGAUUUACAUGGACUGCAAUAGCAGGAGUGUGGAUGUAUCAUUAGCCAAUUGCACAGCUUCCUUGAUUAAAGCAAUGAAGUACUAUGGAAACCUAGACUCAGAGAAACCAAUUUUUUUUGAAUCAGUGUCUGCUGCAAUAAGUAACAGCUAUUCAAAUAAGAAUUUGAACAAACUCUGUGACCACAGUGAACUCUGAGGCCCUGUUGUUGCAGUACACCUCUUGUCUUCAGCAGCUGCCCUGAGGAGGCCAUAUUCUGGCAUUUUGCACACCCUUUUCAUUUAGAUUCCACAGAUGGCCUCUACUACUAAGUAGGAUGUGUCUUAGUAACUGCAUAUCUACUGAUCGAGAUAUGGCAAUAGUUUUUCCUAACCUUUAUGAGUAAGCAGGUUCACUUAGUUAUUUUAUGUAAAGUCAUUGUGCAUUUAGUCUUUUAGUGUACUGAUGGGUAAACAUGAUUUGAUUUCCUUUGACUACAAUAUAUUGUGCCAUUUUAUAUCUAUUCGGUUGUAAGUUAAUUUGUAAAAGUGAUAAAUGCUUUUGUCAUAAGAGAUUUGGAACAUUUAUAACCAAAUAUUUGUAUGAUUUCAGGAUGAUUCAUAGCAUAAAAACAAUUUAGUAAAUAUACAAUUUUCCUAUUCCCUCACCCCACAAAAGCCAUUUAAACAUCAAUAAGGCUAACUAUUAGCUUAUACAAUAGAAAAAUGGAAUUACUAAAAAACUAACAAAAGCAGUUGACAAACUAGAAACCAUUGAUCUUUAUACCCUUCAAUACAUCCUUUCAUGAAGUAUUCCAAUAAGGCUUUCCCAUUUAGAAGAAAACUGGUAUCCCAAUAAAAGCAAAUCUUUGAUCCAAAUUAAUUUUGCUAUGAGUAAUGCAAAUGCUUAGAUCUUCAGUCCAGAUAAUUCUAGUCUCCACAUUCUUUGUUUUCUGCUCAAGUAUUUUUUGAGCCAGAAAUAUGGAAAUUGCCCAUUUUGAAAUUUUUUACAUAUAUAAUUUUUAGAUGAGAAAAUACUACUAGGAGAAUAGCCUUGUGCUAUUCUAGUAUACGAUUAUCUGUACUAGUUUGGGGCUUCCUUAUUUCAUAGAGAUAAUAAUAAGAUAUAAUAUACUUAUCUAUCUAUAUCACAGUAGAUGGAGCUCUUUAGUAUGGUUUUCUUUUUCUUUUAUUAGAGGGGGCUUGAUGUGAUUAUCUGUAAACUCUUCCAUCAAACAGGAUAACUGGCAACUAAGUACAAUAAACCAGGAGGAAUUGUAUAGGUGAUUGUUUUCAUGCUUGAUUAUGUAUUUAUCAUAUACAAGUACAUAAAGUUUUAUACUUUUAUCUAGCAAAUUGAUUUACCUAGGAGGAAUUCUUUCUUUCAAAAAUAGACAUAGAUAACAUAAUUAUGUUUAAGUCUCAAUGAUAUUUUAACUGUUCUAGAAAUUAGCACAGUAACAAACAGCAAGAUACUUAAAGUGAGUUUGAUGCAACGGUUGUCAAUAAAUUAAAGAAUGGCCAUUUAGGUGUUUUCAAUGGCACUUAUAAGAAUAAAUUCUAAUGCCUGCCAAGUGAUAGACUAAAAGGUCACUAGCAACCUUUCAUAUAGCCCUUAAUUUUAACCUUAAUUCCUACAUGAAUCAAUGUAAUAAAAUGAAAGGGAAUAAAUUCUCAUAACUUGUCCAGACAUUUCAGUGUUGUUUAAAGUAUACAACAAGGAAUACUUUUUAUCCAAUGAUAGUUUCAAUCCCUUUACCCGUAAUUUGGUUUGAAAUGAAUGAGACCACAUCCCAUUCCAUGAAACACUGUUCCAGGGAAAGGUGGAGAAAAUAAUUGGAGGUGAAAUUUCCUUAGAGAAAGAAAUUUUGCUAUUAUUUGUGCAAUUAAAUUAUCCCAAUGGUAGAUGAUGAUAAUAUUCACCACCCCUAAUCCACUGGUCACUGGCAGACAAACAUGAAUCAAAGUCAAGAAAAGAAAAUAUAUUUUGCUACAUAUAAAUUGAUAUUUUGAUAUGAAUCUUUGGCCUAUAAUUGAAUUCAUGCACUGCAGGCAUUUUCUAAUUUGUUAGAGAUUAUGGACCAUGGAUGACAUUAAAAUCAUUAUGGUUAAUCGAUA